UUAGGGUUUUAACAUUUGCAAAGAAAAGAAAUACACAAACAACAUUUGCAGAGAUGAGUGGAGCUGGAGCUCCUGAUUUCUUCUACAGAGAAGCUCAACGCCUUGGCUAUGUCGCUCGCUCUGCUUUUAAGCUACUUCAGAUACAGAAGCAGUACAAGCUCAUAACAUCGGGAUCAUCUGUUCUCGAUCUUGGUUGUGCUCCUGGUGCUUGGCUUCAGGUAGCAUGUCAAAGCUUGGGUCCCCUCAAUAAAGGUGGGGUUGUUGUGGGCAUUGAUAUUAAGAAGGUGAAGGUUCCUCAGCAUCACUGUGAUUCAAGAGCUCAAACUGUUUGCGGUGAUGUUAUGAACCUACCCAGAAAUCGAAUUCGGGCACUUUCUCCUCAGCAAAAAGGCUUUUCUGUGAUACUGUCUGAUAUGUGUCCCCCAGUUUCUGGAAUCACUACCAAGGAUUCAGCUUUAUCAGUCGAAUUAGGUAUGCGAGCUCUGGAAGUUGCUGUGGGUAGAGCCUCCUUAGUGCAGACAGAGGCUAAUUUGGAAGGUUUAGUUGCUGGUGUGGAUGAUGAUGACGACGAUGUUAAUGGUCUAUUGCAAAGGGGUGGCCACCUUGUCAUUAAGCUUUUAGAGAGCGAAGAUGGGCAAGAAUUCGGCCGGAUUUGCAAACCAUUGUUUAGAAAAGCGUCAUGGUUGAGACCUAAAGCUACAAGAUCUUCAUCAAGGGAGAUUUAUUUGAUAUGUCAAGGUCUACAGUCCCAAGCGAAGAAGUAGAGUGCGAGCCAUUAUUU
Humulus lupulus (European hop) is the source of this 781-nucleotide messenger RNA. RefSeq lists its product as uncharacterized. The record is from RefSeq and is a predicted model, not a curated record. The coding region runs from base 54 to 764 and encodes 236 amino acids. The transcript has 6 exons. NCBI's taxonomy places the organism in Eukaryota, Viridiplantae, Streptophyta, Magnoliopsida, Rosales, Cannabaceae. Gene Ontology annotation, biological process: RNA methylation. Gene Ontology annotation, molecular function: rRNA (uridine-2'-O-ribose)-methyltransferase activity.